Molecule: messenger RNA, 1272 nt
Organism: Prorocentrum cordatum
Lineage: Eukaryota; Dinophyceae; Prorocentrales; Prorocentraceae
Source: the annotation of a GenBank genome assembly
AUGCCCAAGAUAUCUAGCAGCGAGGCGGCGUGGCGGCAGGUCUGGCCGCUGAUUCGCGUCGUCGACCUGAAGAUGGCCGAAGCGAAGGCGAAACAGGAGGUCGCUGCAAACCUGAAGAUCCUGAAGCAGCCUGGCGGCGGGCCAGGGGGGCGCGAGGCGCAGCGCUUGGGCGCGCUCGGCAGGCUGCUCGGCGUCCUCUUCGGGAGGUCGGCGCCGCAGGUCCGCAGGCUCACGGGGCUGAUGGCCGCGAGCCGGCACCUGCAGGGCGACCUGCUGAUGCGCAGCAUGCAGAGCUCGGAGCACGGCACCCCCGUCUACGUGUGCUGCACGGACGAGACCUCGAAGGUCAUCGACUUGGUCCUCUCCAUGUACACCAGGCGUGAGCGCGUGCCGGAGGCCGAGGAGCUCCUGCUCUGCUCGGCAGGGACGACGCUCGAGCAGGUGGAGCUACUCUUGCGGCGCUUCAUCAGCGCGCGGGCACACGGGCGCGAGGGGCUGCUGUACUGCGUCGGGGGCGCCCACCUGCUGCCCUACGCGGUGCAGUGCGGCGCGGUUGAGGCGCUGCGGCGGCUGCGGGAGCGGCUCGGCUUCGAGCAGGCCAGCGCCCUGGUCUUCGUGAGCGGGAGGCCCGACCAGAUGCUGACCAACGCGCUGCGCCAGCACAGCCUGGCGGCGGGCGCGCUCCCGCGGGAGCACCUCAGCCAGGCCGUGAGCAAGGUCGGAGAGCUGUACCACGGGCGCCAGCUGGAGGCCGUGUCAUCGGAGUUGAACGGUGUGGGGAAGACCCACCACAUCCUGAGGAGGGUCGCCGAGCUGCAGGCGUCCCUGAAGAACCAGCCAGUCUUGAACCGCGUUGAGAUCCGCGAGACCACCGACGUGUCGACAUUGGUUGCUGCUCUCCUAGCAGAUCCAACCAGCCCCAAGCUACCGACCGUGGUGCACAUCGACCUGGCACACAUCCUCCCCUCGCACGUGGACUCCCUCCUCUUCGAGCUGCUCAUCGUGGGGACGCUGCGAGACUUCAAGAACUGCACCGCCUACCAUCGGCGUCCGGAGGACGUCUUCCUCGUGGAGAUUCCGAACACCCCGGGCGAGCACACCGCCGGCCAGCUCUCCCUCUGCACGCUCCUGCCAAGGAGACCCACCUGCGCAUGGACGUCGACAGGCUCGACCUGGAGCUGCCAGAGGUUUCCGCCGGCAAGGGGGGCCAGCUGGUCCACUUCAGGAAGAACGAGAACCUCGAGGUGGUGGGCAAGACGCUCGAGGCCAUGA